Metarhizium brunneum ARSEF 3297 is the source of this 5193-nucleotide messenger RNA. The record is from RefSeq and is a predicted model, not a curated record. NCBI's taxonomy places the organism in Eukaryota, Fungi, Ascomycota, Sordariomycetes, Hypocreales, Clavicipitaceae.
AUGAACAAAGGCAAGCUCCGUCGUUGGAAUGGGUUUUUCAUGGCAGUCCCCCGUUGCCUAGUGGAGGCUCAAGCCCAGGAAAAUGGCGACCGGAUUUGUAUCGAGUCCUGGGAUGGGAGUCUGACUUACAGUGAGUUGAACCAGUAUUCAGACUUACUUUGCUGGCGUCUGCGGUCAGAAGGCGUACAGUCUGGCGAUUUCAUUCCAUUUUGCAUGGAAAAGUCCAUGUGUGCAAUUGUUGGGAUUCUGGGAAUCUUGAAGGCUGGGGCGGCAUGCUCUCCUUUGGACCCUUCGUACCCAUCACACAUGUUGGAUGUUGCCGUCAAAUCGUGUGCCUCCAACGUUGUGGUAGUAUCAACGACUCAGGCCUCUCGAUUUUCCUCUUCCAAAGCCAUCAUCGUUAGUAUUGGCACCUUGGAUGUUAUUCAAAACCCUACAGAGGCUCAGAAUAUACAUGUCCGAUCUUCUGAUGUUGCGUUUUUGAUGUGGACGUCUGGAAGCACAGGAAAUCCGAAAGGUGUUCUGCUCAACCACAGUGCCUUAUCCCUCAGCACCAAGGCUUACGCAGCGGCAAAUGGCUUCACCAGCACCACACGUACAUUUCAAUUCACUUCUUUUACCUUUACCGCGAGUUUAUGUGAUAUCUUUGGGACAUUCGCGAAUGGGGCAUGCCUUUGUUUGCCUUCAGAAUCUCAAAGGCUGGACGAAUUGGAGGCCUCCAUCAAACUCUUUCGUGCUAAUUUCGCCUGGCUCACGACAACCUCUCUUUCAGGAAUAUCUCCUGAAAAUGUCCCGGACCUGAGCGCAGUUACAGUUGGUGGUGAGACUCUAUCUACAGAUAAGCUGGUUCAGUGGUCGCAAUCGCGCAGAUUGAACAUCUCCUACGGCACCACAGAGACAACUGGCUGGUGCUUAUUGAACCCCGGAUUGAACUCCAGGAGCAAUGUGCGCGUUCUGGGAAAGCCUAUUCUCCCCUGUGCCUUCAUCUGCGACAAGGACAACCAUGACCGUCCAGUCCCUGUCGGCGUUGUUGGCGAGCUGGUGAUAGGCGGGCCAUUCCUUUCUCUUGGCUAUUUUAAGGAUGAAGAACACACGAAGGCGGCUUUCAUUCCGUCGCCUACAUGGCAAGAGAGUUUAAAUUCGUCUUAUACUGGAACUUGGUACAAAACGAAUGAUCUUGUACGCUACAACUCGGACGGAGCCAUUUGUUUCGUUGGCAGAAAACAGGCACACGAAAAGAUCCGUGGGCAACGCGUCGACCUCGAGUAUAUCGAACAUCAUACAAAGAAGGCGUUUCGCACAUGUGACGACGUCAUUGUCGAGGUUGUUCGGCCAAAUAAUGCACAUCAGUCACCCAUCCUCGUGGCCUUUGUCGUCUUGCCACAUACGCCACGGUUGAAUAAUGGAUUAUCACAGAAUAUGAUUGCCUCUGCAGAUGAUGCCUUUCGGGAACGGGUAGCCGACACUUUGCAAAAGCUCUCUGCUUCUAUUCCAAGCUACAUGGUGCCACGCGCGUUCCUUUGCCUCCAUUUUGUGCCACUUACAAGAACAAACAAGACCAAUCGGCGCCAGCUUCGAGAGCAGGCGGCUUCGAUGCCGCGACAUGAGCUGUUGGGAAUUGACGCUCAAUGUUCCAAUUCAAACCCAUCAGCACCAGAGGACAUCUUAAUCAUGCAGCAGCUAUGGUCCAACGUCUUGGGCCUACCCACAACUGUCAUCGGAUUAGACGACAAUUUCUUCCAUCUGAGUGGAGAUUCGGCCAAGGCAAUACAAUUGGUCUCGCUGGCCCGACGUGAAGGCAUCGUCGUACAAGUCCAGAACAUCUUCCAAUUUCCAAACUUGUCGGCUUUGGUCCAAUAUAGCGGUGGGAAGACAAAUCGGAUUGCCCAACCCGAAUCUGACGGAGCAGACCUAUCCGGAAUAAGCCUCCUGGAUGAAUGCAAACUUGAAGCUGCUAGGCAAUGCCAUGUGUCACCAGGCGAUGUUGAGGACGUGUAUCCCUGCACCGCUCUGCAGCAGGGUCUGAUGAGUCUGAGCCUCCGGCGGCCAGGCUCGUAUGUGAGCGAGAUGGUAUACGAUAUAUCGCCUGAAAUCGACCUAGAGAGAUUCAAGGAUGCGUGGUCAAGGGUCACAGAGUCUAUUCCCGUCCUGCGAACCCGGUUUGCAUAUCUUGGGGACCACGGAACAUGUCAAAUUGUAUUGAAAGAGUCUAUAUCGUGGAUCAGUUUUACCGGCCAGCCUGGAGAAAUUUCUGGACGCCUUAGAAAGGAAAUGUCUCUGGGUUCACGGCUGGUUCACUUUGUGGUUCUCUUGGGGGACCAACCAACACAACGACGAUUACUUGUAAUGAUUCACCACUCAUUGUUUGACCGCUGGUCUGCCGCAUGCUUGCUUCGAGUGUUUGAUGCAUCGUGGCAGCUUAGGUCGCUCAGCAAGCAGGACUUCAAGCCAUUUGUCAAGCACUGUCUCUCUCAGUCUGAUGGAAAGGCCGAUGUCUAUUGGAGGAACUACAUUGGCGACCAAGAUUAUCCUGUAUUUCCCAGACUGCCAAGUGAUAAUUACUUCCCAUAUGCAAACUUGACAAUACGCAAGCGCAUUUUGUUGCCGGGAGAACUGGCGAGUCGACACACACUGGCAACCAAGAUUCGCCUCGCCUUGGCUCUUGUGAUUUACCGCUUGACGGGGAGUUCUAACGUUUUGUUUGGAACUGUGUCAAAUGGCCGCAGUGCCCCCGUCGAGGACAUCGACUGGUUAAUUGGAGCAACCCUUGCAACGACACCCUUUCGGGUAACUAUAGACCCCAACUCAAGUGUCGAUGAUGCCCUGGAGAUGGUGCAAAAUCAGGCCGUGGAAAUGCUAUCACAUGAGCAGAGGGGUCUGCAAAACAUCUCUCGAUUAUCACAGAGUUGUAACAAGGCGUGCGAGUUCCAGACCUUACUCGUUGUGCAUUCCCCAAACAUGGAUCCCAGACUCAAGCCGUUCACCACCGAACAAGGACAACCGGAUUUCUAUUCCUAUGGACUCAAUCUCUCGUGCGAAAUCAUCAAUAACAAACAGGUUGUGGUCGAAUCGUACUUUGAUAACAAUAUGAUUGGGCAACAACAGGUGACCCUCAUUUUGAGUCAGCUGGAUCAUACCUUGCAGGAGUUGCAUCAAAAGGGAUCGACUAAGCUAAAUGAGUUGAAUCGACUGAGUAAGCACGACUGCGAACUUCUGCAGCAGUGGACAAAAGAUCCUGGAACUAACGCCAGCUGCAUUCAAGGCGUAAUCGAACAGAAUUGUAUCAAGAGUCCCGACAAGGAGGCAGUCCGCUCUUGGGACGGGGUAAUGACAUACUCGGAGCUGGACGCAUAUGCCAAUCAGUUUGUUGGUCACUUGCUCAGGCAUGGCAUGGCACCUGGACAGUUCGUGCCCUUGCUCUUUGAGAAGUCAAAGUGGACGGUGGUUGCUAUUCUUGCCGUCAUAAAGUCCGGGGGUGCAUUUGUCUUGAUGGACCCGACUUAUCCGCUCCAGAGACUACAAGACAUAUGCAAGCAAGUCAACGCGCAAUUGGUUCUAGCCUCCUUCAAAUAUGUCGACAAAGCCAAAGAGCUUGCUCAGGUGGUCAUCACAGUGGAUGGCAAUGUUGACGACAUUUCCCAACACACGGUGAAAAGGGAUCUCGCAGAAACCAAGGCAACGGAUAUUUUAUAUGCAGUCUUUACUUCAGGAUCAACUGGGCAGCCCAAGGGAGUUUUGAUUCAUCAUUCAGCUUACUACGCAAGCGCCAUGGCACAAAUAAAAGCGUGGUCAAUGACUUCUGAGUCGAGGGUUCUGCAAUUCUCGUCGUACGCUUUUGAUGCUAGCAUUGCUGAAAUCCUGAGUACUCUCAUAGCUGGUGCAUGCAUAUGCAUCAUGUCUGAUGAUGAAAGGACCAAUGAUCUUGCCGAAGCCGUGGCUAGAUUACAGGCAAAUUUCGCAAUACUGACCCCUUCUGUGGCUCGGUCCUUGCAUCCUGCAGACUACCCCUCACUACAGAGAGUAUUGCUUGUUGGAGAAAAGGUGAGCAAGUUUGAAAUCGAGAAAUGGGCGCCUCAUGUCAAGUUGAUGCAAGGCUAUGGCCCAGCCGAGUGUGCUGUGAGCGCAACCGCCCAGCCUUUGCUAGGCAUUGGCUCCGACCCCAGAGAUAUCGGCUUUCCGGCAGGCUCAUACUGUUGGGUGGUUGACGUAGACGACCCCAACCGGCUAUCGCCAGUCGGAGCCGUGGGAGAACUGCUCAUCGGCGGUCCCAUCGUCGGCAUGGGAUAUAAGGCAGAUGUCGCAAAAACGGAAAGUGCCUUUAUUCAGGCACCGCCGUGGCUUACAGAGUUUGCGUUGCCACAGGAAGGGGAUCAGGUGACGAGCAUCCAGCGACUCUAUAAGACAGGUGAUUUGGUUCAGUACCACCCAAAACUUGACGGCUCAUUGCUAUUCAUCUCCCGCAAGGACACGCAAGCAAAGUUAAGGGGCCAGCGACUAGAGUUGGGCGAGGUUGAGUAUCACCUUAGAGAUGCAGCGGCAUCUAAUGGAUUACAAGACUAUCAAGUUGUAGUUGACAUAGUCAAAACCGGCAGAAACCACACCGAGAUGUUGAUCGUCGCCUUUGCUUUCGGGGAACCUAAGGCGGCCGCGUCUUCAUACUCUCAACAUCCAUCACUCCCGGAAUGCAAGCUUUUACCUCUCUCCGAAAGCCUCACAAGUCAAUUCCUGCACCUGAAGGAAGUAUUGGGAAAACAAGUUCCAUCUUUCAUGGUUCCAAGUCAAUGGUUUCUUCUUGAAAAUAUUCCCAUCACUGCCUCGGGCAAGAUUGAUCGGAACCAAAUCCGGGAAUUCCUCAUAGCACAGCCUGCGGAGAUGUUGAAAAGUUACAUGCUGGACCAGGCUGCUCAUCAGCAAGAAUUUGGAUGCAACCAAACACUUCAGAACUGCCAGUCUGAGCGUUUGACCAAGGACGAGCAAACACUGCGAGCCCUGGUACUAGAUGCAAUUUACCAGGGAAAUAAUGCAUCAGAAUCUCUACAGGCCCCAAUACAAAUGGAACAAGGGUUCAUCACCAACGGGGGCGACUCAGUUGGCACGAUUGCGCUUGUUACAGCGUCUAAGAAACACGGCUUCACUUUCACGGCCAUUGACGUUUUCUCAUGCACUCUAAACGAACUCGCCGGUUUUAAAUAG